CCCUUACCCCCCCCAACCCGAAAUUCGGGUCUUCGGGUUGGGUUGGGGUGGUCUGGUAGGUAGUCACAGACUGCACACCGCUGGGCCCACAUGCCGCCAGAGUGGCUGCCAGCCAUCGUGCAGUUCAUGCAGGGUCAGGGCUUGCUGCUCGGCCACGAGCGGCACAUGAGCCACCACGAGGACCUCGAGCACCAGUUCACGAUCCUCUCGGGCCACGCCGACGCGAUCAUGGACCGCGCCUGCCGCCUCGUGCCGCCUGUGCGCUACGACGUCUGGUUCCUGAUCGGGGUCCUGUGGUUCCUGCUGCCCAUCUUGCCCACCACAUCUUCGCCGACGUGGCGCUCCAGGGGAGCGGUGCGCGCCAGCCCGGCGCGAGCGCCCGCGAGCGGCUUGGGCGAGAGGGCGCCGGGCCCGGGUGCGCGUGGCUCGCCGCGCGGGCGGCGCACCUGAAGGUGUGACGCGGCGCGCCCCCGCGCGCCCCGCGGUCUGGGGGUGGGGGGGGGGUUCGUGGCCGCCGCGUCGGCGUGCCGCCGCCUCCCGCGGGGAGUGCCCGAGUCCCGUGCGCAUCUCGGCCUCUCCCACAUGGGCCUCCCACAUGGGGGGGCCGGCUGCUCGUGCGCACCCUUGCCCCUUCCUACUGCUGAGCUCUGCGUCCUCACCGCUGUUUCCCUGGGGCAGCGACGUCUGGAGUCUCUGCCUGAGGCCUGCUGGCCUAUCUGUGAUGGUUCGGGCUGACCGCGGC
This is a messenger RNA of Prorocentrum cordatum, 742 nucleotides long. NCBI's taxonomy places the organism in Eukaryota, Dinophyceae, Prorocentrales, Prorocentraceae. The record is from the annotation of a GenBank genome assembly.